Messenger RNA from Pecten maximus, 3197 nucleotides. RefSeq names its product store-operated calcium entry-associated regulatory factor-like. Gene Ontology annotation, cellular component: endoplasmic reticulum membrane. The transcript has 7 exons. The coding region runs from base 164 to 1189 and encodes 341 amino acids. The record is from RefSeq and is a predicted model, not a curated record. Gene Ontology annotation, biological process: regulation of store-operated calcium entry. Lineage: Eukaryota; Metazoa; Mollusca; Bivalvia; Pectinida; Pectinidae.
UUCAAACCGGAAGUAAAUAAAUACACGUCAGUGGUGCUGCAAUUUGAUAAUUGACAACCGAUAUUGAAUCAUUCUCUAGAAAGCUUUCAGUCAAGAGCAAGCACAAAUAAUCUGUGAUCCAUCUAUACUAGAUUGAUCAAAAAACCCCAAAAAGACUAAAAAAAUGUGGAAAUCAAAGGAGUUUGGCCUGUCUUUACUGAUCUGCAUCAUGCAUAUCCACUUAGGAGUAGGGUCCUCCUGGAGUAGUGGAGGAGGAGGAGGAGAUGGGGUCUUACUGGCAGAUGUUAAAACCUUGACUUUGUACAAUGGCCAAAUGACAAACGCUCGACGGAGCGCUCCAGUUCCACAGUUAAAGUGUGUAGGAGGGUCUGCUGGGUGUGGUGCCUUUGUUCCACAAGUAGUCCAGUGUACAAACAGAGGUUCAGAUGGGUAUGAUGUUCAGUGGGAGUGUAAGACAGACAUGGACAAUGCCUACAGGUUUGGGAAGGUGGAGGUGUCCUGUGAAGGAUAUGGUUAUCCAGAUGACCCAUACAUACUGCGAGGCUCUUGUGGUCUUGAGUACACCAUCGAUCUGACUGAAGAAGGUCACAACCAAAGAAGAAAUCAACAACAACAUAACUAUGGCAGCCAUUAUGGAGGUCACCAUGACGACUAUCAUGAUAGGUCAUCCUACCAAUCUGGAUACAAUUACAGUAAGGCAAAAUCCAUCCUAGGGGAUUUGAUCAUGCUGUGUGCUGUUGGAGGGGUUGUGUAUAUCAUCUAUAGGACCUGUAUCGUAGGGGGGCCACAGGCAGAAAAUGGACCCCCCAACCAGGACAACCAGUGGGGAAACAGUCAGCCCCCACCCCCAGGGUUCCGACAGGAUUAUAUGCCAGGUGGAGGCUCAUGCUCAGGAUCUUCUUACUACACUGGUGGCAAUACCAACUACGCCCGGCCAGGUAACACAGGAGGUGGCUUCUGGACUGGUGCUGCUACUGGUGGCCUUCUCGGAUACAUGUUUGGUAACAGGGGCAACAACUACUACGGCAGCAGGACAUACUCUCCCUACACUGGCUCCUCCUUCUGGGGUCAAUCACGCACACAUCGUCCUUCUGCAUUCUCAGGGGGAUCCUCAUUCUCAUCAUUUGGAGGGGGUGGAAGUUCAGGUACUAGAACAGCCUCAGGGUUUGGUGGAACCAAACGAAGAUGAUUUUGUCAGAAUCUGCAUUGCCUUGAAGAUAAGAGUGUUAUUGGAGUUGUGAUGCAAUGUUUGAGAUGCAAAAGAUACUAAGAAAUCUGAACACAAUCUGAACACAACUACCCAAAUAUUCUACUGUAUACCUGGCAGCUUUUGCCCUCUGACAAAAAUACCUUUUUUUUUACUCAUUAAAAGUUCAUCAAGAGAAUAUUUGAGUUGUUACAGUAGAGAGUAGUGAAGGCUUCAUUACACUGUUAAAUUCUCUGUUUGCUUAUUGGCAAAAGUUCAGCAAUAACAAAAUGUUGUGGUAUACAGUAUAUAUAUACCAGAUCAUUUUAUCUAUUCCAGACAUCACCAUCAUACUGGCAUCAAAAAUUCACUGAACAUAGUUUUAGCUAUUCAGAAAACAACUUCACUGUAAUGGAAUGUUCAAAACACUCUGAUGAAUCAAAUAAUGAGAUAAAGAAAUAUUCUCCACUCUGACAUGUUUUAUUCUAAUAUUUUACUGCUCUAUUAUAUUGUUUAUUUUUCAUUUAUCUUAAGGAUUUUUCUACUAAAACAGUUAUAAAACUUUCAAUGGUGAUAAAUUAAUUCCUUGAAACCUUGAAGACUGUGAAUGAUAACUAGAGGAAAAACACUGUGUUAUACCAGGUGGACAUGGGGCGUCAUUGUUGUGUGUGGAGUAGAUGGAUUUAAUCCCAAAUAUAUGUAUCAUAAAAAUAUCAGCAAAUUAAACAUAAUAUUUACAUUAUUUAGACAUUUGUAAUAACUAUGAUAAGUAAAACUAAUACAGUUAAGACACAGUCAACUUAAUCAAGUACAUAGACAAAUUUGCCUGUUUUUUCUCCUGUCAUUUAUUGUGUUGCAUGCAAAAAGCAGGCGACAUAUACAGUCAUCACUUUGUCAGCAUCAGUGUUGUGGGAUAACACAAGUUCCCUUGGGCUGAUCAAACUCAAACUUCAUGCAGGACUUCCUUAAUAAAAGUGCUCGCUUUAGAUUGAUUUUCUGGUCCGAACAUCAAAGGCCAAGGUCACUUUCACAAAAAAAAAAGAAAAUUUGUUUAAAUUUGUUUCCAUUUCCAUGCUACAAUCCAAGUUCAAGUGGGCAGUCAAAAUCAAAGUAACCGUUAAUGAAAAUAGAAAAUUUGUUUACUUAUAACGCAAGUUCCUUUGGGCCCAUCAAAUUCAAUGCAGUUUUUCCUUACCACAAGUGCUUGCAUGGGAUUGUUUUUUACUAGUCCAAAUGUCAAAGUCACUGUUACUUUAGAUAGAAUAUCUGUUUCCAUGCAAUAACUCCAGUUCUCUUGGGGCGAUCUAGCACAAACUUCUUGAGGUGCUCAUUUACUCAAAGUUCCUGCUCUGUAUUGCUGAAUUUUUAGCAUAUUUGAGUGAAGCUAUUCUUGCUUACUUUUUACUGUGAUAUUGGUAUUUGUGUGUGCUCAAUGUAAUAUAGUGUGAUAUUAUACCGAGAUGAGGCAAUAUUCAUGUUCAAUAUAUCCGAAGAUAAUAAAAACAUGACUUGAAAUUUCUUGGAAAACCUGUCAGUGUGCAAUUUGCUUAUAAAGUAAGUUCCUUUCUUAAAAAAUGUACGAAAUUCCUAAGUCUAUCAUGAUACAGUUACAGGGUUUCACAUGGCAAACCUGAGAGUUACCUAUGAUGCUGAAAAUUUGUUAAAGCAUAUUAAAGCAGAAAGAUAGUCGGAAUCAUUUGUACUAUAUCAACUGAUGCAAUGGGACGCAAAGAUGAAAUCCAGUUUCUCUGUUUUUUUGUUUUUUUUUAAGUCUUUGGAACUGUUUGUCAAUGUUAUGUUAAGGUUGGUACUAUAAAGGAUGAUAUCCACUGGAAAAAUGAGGUACCUGAUAAUAUAUAUAGAGUCCUAUUUGUAUACUAUGAAAGUAUAUUAUUUAUCAAUGUAAACAGAAUGACACAUUGUUAUUAUUGAUAUGAAAUGAUUUAGGAUCACAGUAAAUUUAGAAAAUGGAGACUGUGAUAAUUCACUAUAUGAUGACAAGAUAUAACAU